CUGGGGAGGCCUCAGGAGGGACUCCAGGGUCAGGUGAGGAGCCGGCAGGGCUGUCUGCUGCUGUCUCCUCAGCAGAGGUCACUCCGGGGAGGAUCUGGCACCAGAUAAUCCUCCUGCCCUUGCUGCCUGUUGACCAUGAGUGAACUCCCACCUUUCACCCCGGUGGGGUCCUCAGGAGUCCAAAUAAAUAAAGGCGUCCAGUGCUCAUCAGAGGAGCUUCCUGCAGCGGCGUCCAAGCCUCGACACAGCCUGGGCAUUCUCCACGUCUCCUACAGUGUCAGCAAUCGUGCAGGGCCCUGGUGGGACAUCACAUCUUGCCGGCGGCGGCGGAACAGGCAGAUCCUGAGAGAUGUCUCCCUGUACGUGGAGAGUGGGCAGAUCAUGUGCAUCCUGGGGAGCUCAGGCUCGGGGAAAACCACGCUGCUGGAUGCCAUGUCCGGGAGGCUGCGGCGCAAGGGGACCUUGCUCGGGGAGGUGUGCGUGAACGGCCAGGCGCUGCGCACGGACCAGUUCCAGGACUGCUUCUCCUACGUCCUGCAGAGCGACACUCUGCUGAGCAGCCUCACGGUGCGCGAGACGCUGGGCUACACGGCGCUGCUGGCCAUCCGCGGUGGCUCCCGUGGCUUCAUCCAGAAGAAGGUGGAGGCAGUCAUGGCGGAACUGAGUCUGAGCCACGUGGCAGACCGACUGAUCGGCAACCACAACUUCGGGGGAAUUUCCCACGGCGAGCGGCGCCGCGUCUCCAUCGCCGCCCAGCUCCUCCAGGAUCCCACGGUCAUGCUGUUUGAUGAGCCAACGACGGGCCUGGACUGCAUGACUGCAAAUCAGAUCGUCGUCCUCCUGGCAGGGCUGGCUCGCAGGGACCGCAUCGUGAUCCUCACCAUCCACCAGCCCCGCUCCGAGCUCUUCCAGCUUUUUGACAAAAUCGCCAUCCUGAGUUUUGGAGAGCUGGCUUUCUGCGGGACACCAGUGGAAAUGCUUGAGUUCUUCAGUGGCUGCGGCUACCCUUGUCCAGAACAUUCAAAUCCUUUUGAUUUUUAUAUGGACCUGACAUCAGUGGAUACCCAAACCAAAGAACGAGAAAUGGAAACCUACAGGCGAGUCCAGAUGAUUGAGUCUGCCUACAAAGAGUCAGCAAUUUAUCACGAGAUCUUGGAGCACAUUGAAAGAAAAAAACACCUAAAAACAUUAUCGAUGGUUCCUUUCAAAGCCAAGAACUCCCCUGGAGCUCUUUCUAAACUAUGUGUUCUCUUGAGGAGAGUGACGAGAAACUUAAUGAGAAAUAAGCUGGCAGUGAUUAUGCGUCUGGUUCAGAAUUUGAUCAUGGGUUUGUUCGUCAUUUUCUUCCUUCUGCGGGUCCAGAACGAUGUGCUAAAAGGUGCUUUCCAGGACCGCAUGGGUCUCCUGUACCAGUUUGUGGGUGCCAUGCCCUACACAGGCAUGCUCAACGCGGUGAAUCUGUUUCCUGUGCUGCGAGCCAUCAGUGACCAGGAGAGCCAGGACGGCCUGUACCAGAAGUGGCAGAUGCUGCUGGCCUACAUGCUGCACGCCCUCCCCUUCAGCGUCAUCGCCACCGUGGCUUUCAGCAGCGUGUGCUACUGGACUCUGGGCUUGUACCCCGAGGUUGCCAGAUUUGGAUACUUCUCUGCGGCUCUCCUGGCCCCCCACUUGAUUGGCGAAUUCCUAACUCUUGUGCUACUUGGAAUGGUCCAAGAUCCAAAUGUGGUCAACAGUAUAGUGGCUCUGCUCUGCAUUGCUGGGGUGCUGGUGGGAUCUGGAUUCGUAAGAAACAUAGAAGAAAUGCCCAUUCCUUUUAAAAUCUUCACUUAUUUUACAUUCCAAAAAUACUGCUCUGAGAUUCUUGUAGUCAAUGAAUUCUAUGGACGGAAUUUCACUUGUGGCAGCUCAAAUGGUUCUGUGACGACGAAUCCAAUGUGUGCCUUCAGUCAAGGAACCCAAUUCAUCGAGAGAAUCUGCCCGGGUGCAACGUCCAGAUUCACAGCAGACUUCCUGAUUCUGUACGCCUUUGUCCCGGCCCUAGUCAUCCUGGGGAUAGCUGUUUUUAAAGUAAGGGAUCAUCUCAUUAGCAGAUAGUGAAGCACAUUGUUGUGCAAACAGAACUUAAGCUCCUUGAUGUGCGGGGCUGCUGUGAACGUCUGAAAUGAAAAUGCCAAGGCUUUCUUUCUUGAUGGUACAUUUGAGGUCCUUUAAACCAGUAAGAUUCCUUUUGUGCCCUUGGAUCCACGCAGACCUUGGAUGCUCUUCCAGCUUGCAGGGACAUGU
Molecule: messenger RNA, 2283 nt
Organism: Pteronotus mesoamericanus
Lineage: Eukaryota; Metazoa; Chordata; Mammalia; Chiroptera; Mormoopidae
Gene: ABCG5
Product: ATP binding cassette subfamily G member 5
Exons: 13
Coding region: 136-2094 (652 amino acids)
Biological process (GO): transmembrane transport; cholesterol efflux; cholesterol homeostasis
Cellular component (GO): ATP-binding cassette (ABC) transporter complex; apical plasma membrane; plasma membrane
Molecular function (GO): ATP hydrolysis activity; ABC-type transporter activity; ATP binding
Source: RefSeq, a predicted model, not a curated record